CAUCUGAGCAGACUUUGCCACACGACCUGGACAGACUUUUGCAUCAGGUUAAAAUAUUACUCUAAAUCAUUUUUUUGUAGGACAUUUUGUUUUGGCAAUAUCAGGAAAGAUGUGCAGCAGCAGCAACAGCAUCAUCCAGGCCCAAAAACUGGUGGAUCAACUCCAAAUUGAAGCAGGCAUGGAAAGAUUCAAGAUCUCCCUCACAGCAGCAGAUUUAGUCCAAUACUGUCAGGAACACAGACGCAGCGAUCCUCUGCUAACCGGCAUAUCGGCUUCGUCCAACCCUUUCAAAGAUAAGAAGACCUGUGUACUACUCUGACACCAGAAGAUCCAUGCCACAAUACCGAAAACGUAGACUGGGAGCUCCAAAGGAUUAGUUUAGACAUUUAUAUUUUGCCUGUCAUGUGUUUAUGCCUCGUCUGCAAACAUACAUAUAAUUUCUGACACAGAAUUUUCAGGACUUUCGAUGGAAACGUUAGUUUCACAGACUUAUAAACAAAAGAACAGAAGUACUUUUAUUGUGCAUUGUAGUUUAAUUUCUUAGUGCAUAAAUACAAUAAACAAUUAAAUAUU
Messenger RNA from Xiphophorus maculatus (southern platyfish), 573 nucleotides. RefSeq names its product guanine nucleotide-binding protein G(I)/G(S)/G(O) subunit gamma-7-like. Gene Ontology annotation, molecular function: G-protein beta-subunit binding. Bases 110 to 319 code for a protein of 69 amino acids. NCBI's taxonomy places the organism in Eukaryota, Metazoa, Chordata, Actinopteri, Cyprinodontiformes, Poeciliidae. Gene Ontology annotation, cellular component: heterotrimeric G-protein complex. Gene Ontology annotation, biological process: G protein-coupled receptor signaling pathway. The transcript is spliced from 2 exons. The record is from RefSeq and is a predicted model, not a curated record.